This is a messenger RNA of Cydia splendana, 854 nucleotides long. Its product is annotated as integumentary mucin C.1-like. The coding region runs from base 90 to 854 and encodes 254 amino acids. The transcript is spliced from 3 exons. NCBI's taxonomy places the organism in Eukaryota, Metazoa, Arthropoda, Insecta, Lepidoptera, Tortricidae. The record is from RefSeq and is a predicted model, not a curated record.
GCGCUUAUCGGUAAUUAGUACUAACAAUUGAUUUUUCAUUUCUUACUUAUAAAGUUUGUAAUUAGGAAAAGGUGCAACAAAAAGCAAAAAUGUUUCCGAAUGUGCUACUUGCAAUAACCACUGCGGUCGCAAGUGCCGGUGCGGCCCCCCUACAACAGGACAUAAAAAACGACCCUCUAGUGUUCAUCUCGAACCCUAUAGAAUCCGAGUUUCCUGGACACUGGAUCCCCGAGAGUAUCCUCAAAAGAAUUUUAAAUAGACCAAAUAACCCAUCUACAAAAGAACCGUUGAAAGCUACAAAACAACGAUUGAGAGCAACAAAAUCUAUUAUCUCACCCAAAACUAUUAAGCGUACGACUCCAACAACUGAAAAACCAACAACUAAGGAACCUACAACUGAAGUACAAACAACAACUCCCGAAACUCCCGAAACAACGCCAACACCGACUCCAACAACACCCGCCACAACUCCAACAACACCCGCCACAACUCCAACAACAGAACCAAUGACAACAACAGAACCAACCACAACAACAGAACCAACAACAACGACAGAACCAACAACAACGACAGAACCAACAACAACGACAGAACCAACAACAACGACAGAACCAACCACAACCACAACAACAACAGAACCAACAAAAUCUAGAAGAUCAACAACCACAACGACCCCCGUGGACGGUAAUACUGCUGGAUAUCAAGAGGUGUGCGCCGCUUUCUACCCAGUGGCUGUUAACAGCGCCAACCCUCGUCUUAUGCAUCUUUCACUUCAACCCCUGGAGCAUACAGCUCUUACGACUCCCCUCUGUCCAGAGCCGGCCAUCCGGCCAAUGAAGGCAAGCCAGAGCUGA